CCGAUAAUCAGAAGUCGCAAGUGUCGAAAGUUCAAGUUCCCCUCUUCGAUGGCACCAAUGCCUCAGCAUGGGCGAACAAGUUUGAGCAAUUGGGCAGUUGUUGUGAAUGGACGAGUGAAAAGAUGCUUCAAAUGGUGAAGCGAUAUUGUAUGGUUGAGUAUAAAGAAGAAGUGUCGGAUUUGGUGCACGCUUCGCGCUACUGGCCGGACUUCAAAGCCAAGUUACUGGACAAGUACCAAUUGGGGGAUCAACUGCUCGACCUGGCGGACUUACGAAAAGUUAGUCGUUGGAAGUUUGGUACGACCAAGCAGUUUCUUACAGAAUUUGAACGAGUCGCGAGCUUAGUGCCUGACCUUCCUGAUAAGGAACGGUGCCUCAUCUUCCUCGAAAACUUUUCAGAAGUUGAGUUGCGGGAACAGAUGAAAGAUAUGACUGGGCGAUACGACUGGCCAAAAAUUAAGGAGAACCUGCUGGCUGGAAGCUUCGACCAGAUGUUUUACCGUCUCUUGAAGCAGCAAAAGGAGGAUCGCGAAAAGGAAGGGGUAAGCGCGGAUAAGGAUCAGGCCAUUUACAAAACCCUGACUGAUAUGCGGAACAUGAUGGCUGACAUGAAGGAGGAAAGGUUGAAGUUACAAGUGAUGAUGGUCCAGACAAAAGGUGGGAAAAGGAAGGGGAAAGCACCUGUUGUGGAGGAAGUGAGUAGUAGCAGCAGUGAAGAGGAAGAUGAGGAGGAAGUGGAGGCCCCUCGAAAAUUGACCAAGGCAGAACGGAAAGCCCUGAAUCAGAUACGAGGAGGGCAAGGCACUAGUAAAAAGCAGCGGAAGAAUAAUGGAGGAGGUGGACAAGGAGGGAACCUCAUCGAUCCCAAUGUGGAGGGAGGAAUGAGAAAGGAAGCGUUCCGAUGUAUGGGGCGAGAUCUUCCAGCAACUUUUCGACUGGCUUUCCCGGAAGAAGUCCAACAGAUUGAGUUGGAAGCGGCGAUGGAGUCAUUGAGAAUUGAAGAUGCCAAGGCCGCAGAUGAAGGGUUGAGCAAAGAACAGGAAGAGAUACUGCAGCGAGCUCAGACAGUGGUCGGAAAAAUGACUCGAUGCAGGAAAACUUUUGUUCAAGUAUGUGCGGAUAUGAAUGAAGAGUGGUUCGGGCUUCCCCAAGUUUUUCUGUUUGGAGGAUGGGACAGAGACAGCCAAGGAGGUCUUACUGAUGUUACCGCAUCACAACCUGGAUUGUCGUCGACAGGGCGUUUGAUGGCCACUACGGUUUUGUCCCGUCAUGCCUUCAAGCGACCUGCCACCGCUGGUCUCCCACAAGCUCGGAGGGCUCGAAGGCCGCCGCGGCCAAGGGCAGCGCCAGAAGAAGGGCCUAGACAGCCUCGGGAAACCGAGACAAUUGCGAUUGAGGAAGACAAUGGCGAGGAGGACGAAUUGUUGCGGGCCGAGGAUGAGCGGCAGGCCAAACAACGGGCCAUGGAGAGGGAACCAGAAACGGGCAAGACCGAUGUUGAGGAAGGAGAGCUGGAAAAGAAAAAGCAGGUCUACACAAUUCCAGUAGAGCAGGGACUGGAUAUUGAGCAAAUCGUGGACCGGAUUUUGGAAAGCCAACGCGAUUUGUUCACGCUCAAGGAGUUCUUGGCCGCGUCGCCCAAAAUCCGAGAGGAGUUCAGACAUCGAUUGUCAAGAAAAAGGGUGAUGCUGGUUAAGAUGAGUGAUAUCUUUCCUCAAGAGAUUAGUUGAGCUCCAGCUGGGACAAAAAUGGACUGGCACUGUGUAGCAACUGGGGUCUUCUGUAUAAUACACUUCU
Molecule: messenger RNA, 1797 nt
Organism: Chara braunii
Lineage: Eukaryota; Viridiplantae; Streptophyta; Charophyceae; Charales; Characeae
Source: the annotation of a GenBank genome assembly